UGUGUGGUGUUUGGUUUUUUUUAAUUAAUAAUAAAUGAAGUAAAAUGGUAUUUAAACCUAAGUUUUGGUCCUUGGUGGUUGCUUAGAGGUCUAGGAGCUGCAUUUACCUGCAGUAUGCCCCUGUGCUCCUGGUGUGUGAGAAGUGGCAUCCUUCUGGAAGGGUGAUGGAGCUUCAUUGCCCAGAACCAUCUCCUGGGCAGAGAGAGGUUUGAGUUGUGUUUUUCAGUAUUGCAGCACAAAUGAUUGAUGUAUGCCACUUUUUCUGCCUUCCCUUCAUCUCAGGGGACAAGCUGGGUGAAGUGGAGGGAUUUUUCUGUUUGUAAGUGCAUGCUGCCUCUGUGAGCAGGCAGGGCAGAGAGGAGCACAUUGCCUUUGCACUGGAAGCUGGCCUUCUGGAGGCCCUUUGCUUCUUUUGUACAUCUACUGUGAUGUCUGGGACCUCCUUUUAAGAGCAGCGUAUCUCCUGCACAGCUGAAUUUUACUUCUGUAUCAGCCUAGGUUUAUUUUUUUUCUCUCCCCCACCCACCAUUGCUGCCUUCCCUUUUUAUGUUUUUAGGAAAAAAAAAAAAAAAAAAGUGAAGACUAAAUAUACCUAAAAGUUGCAUGUUCGGGGGGGUUUGGUCUCUGUAUGACAGAGCAGUUAGCUAAAGGAGCUCACGUUGUGCAGUAAGCUGGGUCACUUCAUGUUUUGUUAUUUUUUUAAUGAGACAUCCGAGUAGAGGGAGCCUCGACUGAAAAUUACUGUUCUGAUCUGUGAGCAGUCCGAAUAGCUUGGGAAUUAAAAUAUUGACUGAAGUUGAGUAAAUUGAUUUUUAUAUAUGUUUUUCUUGUAUGAAGAGCUUUGUGUAACUGCUGGGGCGUGACUUUAAAUUCUGGGCAGGACUUUGUGGCUUGGUAGCAUCAAGUUCAGCUUCUGAUGUUGCAAUGAAGAAGGAAGUGAGCAUGUGUGUGCAUGGGGAGGGGGAGAACAAAGCACUUCUGCCUGGCCACAUAAGGUGGGAAUUGCAGCUGGCUGGUUAUUUUUAGCUUCUAACUCGUUCUGAAUGUGAAUCUUCUAAUCUUCUCUUUUUUUUUUAUUUUUCCCCUCUUUUUUUUCAAACCAGAAUGUUUGGUAAAUGAGGCUGUCAGUCUGUUUUAAAGAUUAUUCUUUUCAUUUUUAAGCUUUUAUAAGCCUCCAAGGCUGCGGGAGUGGGCGUGAUGUAUUUUGCAAGCAUUUCUGUCUGCUGUUAAUUUUGCAGGUGUACGUCCAUAGCUGUGGACACAAAGCAUGGUAGGGACUGCAAGGAAAGGUGGGACCUCACAGAUCAGCCUCUGUAGUUGGAAAAGCAUGGAAACUUUAGUGAAGGAAAAAAGUCGAAGGAGCGGAUCUGGAUCUGACUUUGUUCCCUCUUUGCAAAAACAUGCAACAAUGCAAGUUAUAAGGACUUUUUAUGGGUAGGAAGGAGAGGUAGAAGAUACCAUCAGUUUCCACCAGCGUGCUUUCCAGUCACUCACUGUGAUAGUGAAUCUUUUGUUGGGUUUUUUGUGUGUGCUCAUGCUGACCUGAAAAGGGCCAUACAGGAUGUUUCCAUUUCCAGCUCUUCAGCAUAAUGGAUGAAUAAACUCACCCUUCCUAUGUUGGUUUGUUGCAGUAAGGUGAGCUUUCCUUCCUGGGAUCUGCCUCUUUUGCUGUACUGGCCUCGCAUACCCAACCUCUGAAAACUCUUCAUGCACUAUCAGAACGCGGAUGGAAGAAAAUGUUCCAACCAUUUUGCUUUAGGGCUUCAGUGUCUUAAAAUGUGCUGUUAAAAAUAACACUUUUUUUUUUUUUUUUAAUGUAUUCAGCAAUGCUUUCCUGGCUCCAUGCCUCUCCCCCUAUAUUAUGUGCCAUUAAUGCCUACCAAAACUCAGCAGCCCCGAGUCCUGCUGACUUGGGUUUUUUCAUGCUGACUGGGAUUGGCUGUGGAAGUCUGAAGACAGAGCAUGGUUUCCUCUGUCAACACAACAGGUGCAUCCCAGGUAGGAGUUUUCCCCUUUAUUGCUGAAAGAUCUCCUUUCAUGUUGAUUUUGAAGGAUCUGCUGCUCUCACUGUCAUUUUCCUCUCCCUCAAGAGCAGUUCAUUCACUGAAUUAAGUCUGAAGGAAGUACGGGUGGUGAAUGAUACUGCUGGGCAAGACAGAGGUAUGUACAAUGGCAGCUAGAUUCCUUGUAGCUCUUCCAGAAUCUUUGUAUAGUAAUCAGGGCAUAUUCCUCUGUUUUCAGAAGCAGUUUAAUAUUUUAUCCUCAUUCCUAUAUUAUAUGCCAAUUAACGCGUUUACUGAAUUGAAUCAAGAAACCUCUGGUGGUUCACAUGGAUAUGUUGAACACCAAAUUUUGUCUGCUAGUGCAUAUAUACUGUGGCAGCUAAUUGAGAAGCUCUGCUGGCUGUGUUGGGACUGCCUUAAACCCACAUCCCAAGCGCCCAGAACUUCCAAGGACAGCUGCGUAUCAGAAGACAAAUCCAUUUUUGCUGUGGUGUAUGUUUGAAUAGCUUCUGAGCACGUUAUUGGUUUGCAGUUCAUUUUAGUUGUGUUCUGUUUUGCUUGGCGGUCAGAAAUGUGCUUGGGCUAAGUGUGGUGCAGUCACUUUUUGUGCUGGUCAUCUCAUUCCUUGUCCUUAAGCGCGCGCUCUGCCCAUGCCUGUUUUGGGAGAUAGCACAGCUAUCACCAGCUAACACCAGUGAAGGACACUGGUUUCUGUAGCCUUUAACAUCUAUCAGGUUUGUUUAGCAGCUGACUUGGGUCACGCUUUGAGAUUUACAGGGCAUCUGGUGGUGUUUUGUCUGUGAGUUUAUCUCUCCCUCUCAGUAAGGCCAUGCUCUUCUGGCUGGUGCUGAUAGCAGCUGCUGGGAUGCGGGUGUUUGGGUGCUGAUCUGGGAUGAGCACUUGGAUCCUUUUGCCUUUAGUUGGAUGAAAAGGCUGCAGAUGGGUGUUUGCCCAUAUUUGAUGACUCCAACAGUUCUUAUGCAGUGGUGAGGCUUCCUAUGGUCUGCUCAGAAUAUUGGGAGUGCACAGGAUUUGGGGAGACGGGAGCACGCAACAAUGCUGCUGAAAGGAAUCUGAGCCACAGAGCAUGCUUUGUGCCACAGUUACCCAGGUGCUGAAUGCUGUCUACAAACUACUUUGUCGAUGAAGGAAGAAACUGAUUGGGAACUGAAGGCGCCAACUAGUUCAUAAUCCUGUUCAACAUGCGCAAAGGGGUGCCAAAGGACCCAGAAAUAGCUGACCUGUUCUACAAAGAUGAUCCUGAAGAAAUAUUUGUGGGUUUACAUGAAAUCGGACACGGAAGUUUUGGAGCGGUUUACUUUGCUACAAAUUCCCACACUAAUGAGGUGGUGGCAGUCAAGAAGAUGUCCUACAGCGGCAAGCAAACCAAUGAGAAAUGGCAGGAUAUCAUCAAAGAAGUCAAGUUUCUGCAACAGCUGAAGCACCCAAACACCAUAGAAUAUAAGGGCUGUUACCUGAAGGAGCAUACAGCAUGGUUGGUUAUGGAGUACUGUUUAGGAUCAGCUUCUGAUUUGCUAGAAGUUCACAAGAAACCACUUCAGGAAGUGGAGAUUGCUGCCAUCACCCACGGUGCCUUGCAGGGGCUGGCCUACCUGCACUCUCACUGUAAGAUACACAGGGACAUUAAAGCUGGAAAUAUUCUUCUAACAGAACCAGGUCAAGUAAAGCUAGCUGAUUUUGGGUCUGCAUCUAUAGUCUCCCCUGCCAAUUCCUUCGUAGGAACACCUUACUGGAUGGCACCAGAGGUGAUCCUUGCUAUGGAUGAAGGACAGUACGAUGGAAAGGUGGAUGUCUGGUCUCUUGGGAUCACAUGUAUUGAGUUAGCUGAAAGGAAGCCUCCGCUUUUCAACAUGAAUGCAAUGAGUGCCUUAUAUCACAUAGCCCAGAACGAUUCCCCUACGUUACAGUCAAACGAAUGGUCAGACUCCUUUAGGGGAUUUGUUGAUUACUGCUUACAGAAAAUACCUCAGGAAAGGCCAUCAUCAGCAGAUCUACUACGGCAUGAUUUUGUUCGCCGAGAUCGACCGCCGAGAGUCCUCAUAGACCUCAUACAGAGGACAAAAGAUGCAGUGCGAGAACUGGAUAACCUUCAGUACAGGAAAAUGAAGAAAAUCCUUUUCCAAGAGACGCGGAACGGCCCUCUGACUGAGUCUCAAGAGGAGGAGGAGGACAGUGAGCAUGGAUCAAACCUGAGUAGGAAGAUGGACAGUCUGGGCAGCAACCAUUCCAUCCCAAGCAUGUCUGUGAGCACAGGCAGUCAGAGCAGCAGUGUGAGCAGCAUGCAGGAGGUCCUGGAUGAGAGCAGCCCUGAACUGGUCAUGAUGCAUAGUGACGAGAGCACAAUUAAUUCCACUUCCUCCGUUGUUCAGAAGAAGGAUCAUGUAUUUAUAAGGGAUGAGGUGGGCCACAGGGAUCGCAGGCCUGAGGUGCGGCCUACCCAGUCGGUGCAGAAUCAGGCCCUCCACUACCGGAACCGAGAGCGCUUUGCCACGAUCAAAUCAGCAUCUUUGGUUACAAGGCAGAUCCAUGAGCAUGAGCAGGAGAACGAGUUGCGGGAACAGAUGUCAGGAUAUAAGCGGAUGCGGCGCCAGCACCAGAAGCAGCUGAUCGCCCUGGAAAACAAGUUGAAGGCCGAGAUGGACGAGCACCGCCUCAAGCUGCAGAAGGAGGUGGAGACACAUGCCAACAACUCGUCCAUUGAGCUGGAGAAGCUGGCCAAGAAGCAAGUGGCUGUGAUGGAGAAGGAGGCAAAGACAGCUGCAGCAGAUGAAAAGAAAUUCCAGCAACAGAUUUUGGCUCAGCAAAAGAAAGACCUGGCGACCUUUUUAGAAAGUCAGAAGAAACAAUACAAGCUUUGCAAGGAAAAGAUUAAAGAGGAAAUGAAUGAGGACCACAGCACACCGAAGAAAGAGAAGCAGGAAAGAAUAUCCAAACACAAAGAGAACCUGCAGCACACACAGGCUGAAGAGGAGGCCCAUCUUCUCAGCCAGCAGAGACUCUACUACGACAAAAACUGCCGUUUCUUCAAGAGAAAAACGAUGAUCAAGAGGCACGAGUUGGAGCAGCAGAACAUUCGGGAAGAGUUGAACAAGAAGCGGACCCAGAAGGAAAUGGAGCACGCCAUGCUGAUCCGGCACGACGAGUCGACGCGUGAGCUGGAAUACAGGCAGCUACACACGCUGCAGAAGCUGCGGAUGGACCUGAUCCGACUGCAGCACCAGACUGAGCUUGAGAAUCAGCUGGAAUACAACAAGCGACGAGAGCGGGAGCUGCACAGGAAGCAUUUCAUGGAGCUCCGGCAGCAACCAAAGAACCUGAAGGCUAUGGAAAUGCAGAUCAAAAAGCAGUUCCAGGACACGUGCAAAGUGCAAACUAAGCAGUACAAAGCACUGAAGAAUCACCAGCUGGAAGUAACUCCAAAGAGUGAGCACAAGACAAUUUUGAAGAGUCUGAAGGACGAGCAGACGAGGAAGCUCGCCAUCCUGGCGGAGCAGUAUGAGCAGAGCAUCAACGAGAUGAUGGCCUCGCAAGCGCUGCGACUGGAUGAGGCCCAAGAAGCAGAAUGCCAAGCCCUGAGACUGCAACUCCAGCAGGAGAUGGAGCUCCUCAACGCGUACCAGAGCAAAAUUAAGAUGCAGACAGAAGCACAGCACGAAAGAGAACUCCAGAAGCUGGAGCAGAGGGUGUCACUGCGCAGGGCACAUCUGGAACAAAAGAUUGAAGAGGAGCUCGCCGCCCUCCAGAAGGAACGCAGCGAGAGGAUCAAGUUUCUGUUGGAAAGGCAGGAGCGAGAGAUUGAAACGUUUGACAUGGAGAGCUUACGAAUGGGCUUUGGGAAUUUGGUCACAUUAGAUUAUCCCAAGGAGGACUAUAGAUGAGACGAAAUUUCUUUUUGCCAUUUAACAAAAACCAGACAAAAAAAAAUCAAACAAAAUAGUUACAAAACUUGCAAAACCAACAUUCCCCAUGUUAACGGGCGUGCUCUCUCUCUUUCUGUCUCUCUUACUGACAUCGUGUCGGACUAGUGCCUGUAUAUUCUUACUCCAUCAGGGGUUCCCUUUCCCCCUGUGUCAAGUCCCGGUGCAGGACAGCUCCUGGCGGUCUUUUCCAUAGUAUGUCACAGUAUUGAUGUCUCUGUGCAAUGAUUAAAAAUGUUUCAGUGAAAAACUUUGGAGACGAUUUUAAUGGAGAAAAAAAAAAAACGAAAAAAAAAAAAAAAAAAAAAAAAAACCAACCAAACCCAAGUGGAUGUUUGUUGCUUUGGAGCAAUCACUCAUUUUUCCACCAAUCUCUGAAAGUACAAGCAAAAAAAAA
Molecule: messenger RNA, 6338 nt
Organism: Phasianus colchicus (ring-necked pheasant)
Lineage: Eukaryota; Metazoa; Chordata; Aves; Galliformes; Phasianidae
Gene: TAOK3
Product: TAO kinase 3
Biological process (GO): regulation of cytoskeleton organization; protein phosphorylation
Cellular component (GO): cytoplasm
Molecular function (GO): protein serine/threonine kinase activity; ATP binding
Source: RefSeq, a predicted model, not a curated record